Molecule: messenger RNA, 2406 nt
Organism: Clarias gariepinus (North African catfish)
Lineage: Eukaryota; Metazoa; Chordata; Actinopteri; Siluriformes; Clariidae
Gene: slc11a2
Product: solute carrier family 11 member 2
Exons: 17
Coding region: 160-1818 (552 amino acids)
Biological process (GO): metal ion transport
Cellular component (GO): plasma membrane
Molecular function (GO): manganese ion transmembrane transporter activity; iron ion transmembrane transporter activity; cadmium ion transmembrane transporter activity
Source: RefSeq, a predicted model, not a curated record
GUUCACAACGCUGUCACCUUCCUUAUGUGUGUGUGUGUGUGUGUGUGAGAGAGAAAGAGAAAGAGAGUGUGUGUGAAUGUGUGCUGGUAAAAGUGAUCUGGAUAAAUGAUCAGAGUUCGGUUUCACGCGUAAUUUAGAACUCGUGAGAGAAACUUCAGCAUGAAGCAGAAUAAAGACUCUGACUGUGCAGAAGAGCUGUCCCCUGAUCAGAACGGUCCAAUUCAGACCAUCUACAGCAGCAUCAGUCCAUCUGAGGAUGAGGCCAACAUCUCAACCUACUUCGACGAGAAGGUUCCCGUACCUGAUGAUGUCACACAGGUGUUUAGUUUUCGGAAGCUCUGGGCCUUCACCGGGCCGGGUUUCCUGAUGAGCAUCGCUUAUUUAGACCCGGGUAACAUCGAGUCGGACCUUCAGUCCGGCGCUGUAGCCGGGUUUAAGCUCCUCUGGGUGCUGCUCGGUGCCACCAUCAUCGGUCUGCUGCUGCAGCGUCUCGCAGCUCGGCUCGGCGUCGUUACAGGGAUGCAUUUAGCUGAAAUGUGCCACCGACAGUACCCCACUGUUCCUCGGAUCAUCCUGUGGCUGAUGAUCGAGCUCGCCAUCAUCGGCUCAGACAUGCAGGAAGUGAUCGGCUGUGCCAUUGCCCUCAACCUGCUGUCUGUGGGCCGGAUCCCCCUGUGGGCCGGCGUGCUCAUCACCAUCAUUGACACGUUUGUUUUCCUGUUUCUGGAUAAAUACGGUUUGCGUAAACUGGAAGCAUUCUUUGGUUUCCUCAUCACCAUUAUGGCAGUCACCUUCGGCUACGAGUACAUACGGGUGGCUCCGGACCAGGGCGCGCUGUUGAAGGGGAUGUUCGUGCCGUACUGUCAGGGCUGUGGUGCGCCGCAGUUAGAGCAGGCGGUCGGGAUCGUCGGGGCCGUUAUAAUGCCUCAUAACAUCUACUUGCACUCUGCCCUCGUUAAGUCGCGGGAGGUGAACCGCGCAAACAAGAAGGAGGUGAAGGAGGCGAAUAAGUAUUUCUUUAUAGAGUCCUGCAUCGCGCUCUUCAUCUCCUUCCUCAUCAACGUGUUUGUGGUGGCUGUGUUCGCCGAGGCCUUCUACAACAAAACCAACAUGGAAGUGAAUGAGCAGUGUAAUCAGACUGGUAUACAUACAGACCUGUUUCCACCCAACAACCACACACUGGAAGUCGAUAUCUACAAAGGGGGUGUGGUCCUGGGCUGUUUCUUUGGGCCUGCAGCGCUGUAUAUCUGGGCGGUGGGGAUCCUGGCAGCGGGUCAGAGCUCCACCAUGACGGGAACCUAUUCCGGCCAGUUUGUCAUGGAGGGGUUCCUGAAUCUGCGCUGGUCUCGGUUUGCGCGUGUGUUGUUAACACGGUCCAUUGCGAUCUUCCCCACGCUGCUUGUGGCGAUUUUCCAGGAUGUCACACACUUAACUGGCAUGAAUGAUUUCCUUAAUGUACUGCAGAGUAUGCAGCUCCCGUUCGCGCUGAUCCCCAUACUGACCUUCACCAGCCUUACCUCCAUCAUGAAUGACUUCGCCAACGGCCUGUUCUGGAAGAUUGGAGGUGGUCUCACCAUCCUGCUGGUGUGUGCGAUUAAUCUGUACUUUGUGGUGGUGUAUGUGACGGCUCUGAACAGCGUGCUGCUCUAUGUUUUUGCUGCUCUGCUCUCCGUCGCUUAUCUCUGCUUCGUUGUUUACCUGGCGUGGCACUGUCUGAUCGCUCUGGGUGUGUCCUGUCUGGGCAUGUGCGGCAGGGUUGUGCAGAGCCACAUGGACACGUACCUGCUGAACACCCUGGACACAGACCUGGAUCGAUAACACACACACACUUAUUUGGUUUUAUUAUUAUUAUUAUUUUAUUUUAUUUUAUUUUAUUUUUAAUUAUUAUUGUUGUAGUGAGUAAAGUGAACAGCCUGGCUUGAACACUGGACUUCCUCUUUCUGUAGUGUACACUACUUACCAAGGUUUUGUCCUCUGCAACAAGCCGUGUAAUGUUUAGCAUGUUAGCAUUCGCAGCUAAACUUCCUGUAUAUUCUGUUACAGUUGAUUAAUGCGUUUACAUACAGCCAAUAGGAGCACAGUAUGUACAAACCCUGAAAUACUGGGCAUUGUUAAUGUUUUAUUAUGAUAAACCCCUGAGCUCCAUCCACUUGUGUGACGUGAACGCUGAGAGAUGAGCGCUGCAGUUAUUUAUUUAAAGCGAACAGGAACAUAUUAAACUUGGAGCUCUGAACUAAAGUCUAUAAAGGACUAAAGGAUUGUAUUAAAAAAACACUUACAGGAGAGCAGUUCUACAUGUUUUAUAAACGCCACACACUCCUGAGAGAGAUGUUAGAGGAGGACCGUCUACGCUGUGAAAGGGUUCCUCCUCAGAGCGGUUUUACUCGUCCUGGACCAACUUUAACA